AUGCCAGAGCAUGGAGUGAACGACGAAGCAUUGGCUAUCCCUGAACACUUCCUGAGGAAGGGAAACUGCUUGCAGCACGACCUGCAAUUCAUCAAAGUCAUUCCAAUUCUUUCUCUAGCUCAGGUGUUGGCUGCUCGCAAGCUGCUCUAUGCUUUGAUGAGCUACAAGGACGACAAGGUCCAAACAGAAGCCUUGCAGCGGAUACUGAGGAUGCCGAUCCACAAUAUCAUGAUCGCCUUGUAUCCUCGUGUUUAUCCACUUCCAGGCAACACGCCAGAAGGCGUUGAUCUUCCAAGGCAUUGCUUAGCACUUGAAGAGCAAGUGUCCAGGGGGCCCGCGCCCGCCUACCUCAUCACCAAUGGCCUCGGCAUGUGGUAUCAUCAGUCAGGGGACCAGCCAGACCUGCGGGAGGCUGCUGGCGAGCUGGCAGAAAGGAUACGAGAGGUACUACAGCCAGUCUCAGACUGGAUCCCACUGCAUGAUCUUCCAAAACUGUCUGUGCUGAAGACAGAGGACUCCAGGAGAAGAUCAUGCAGGAGGCCACGCCCAGUGGCCGGCCUCGAUACGGAAGUCGAACACCAAGCGCGGUGGUCACCAAACAGACUGAACAUAUCUCCUGGCCAGAGAAGGUGUUAUUGUCAUCCCUUUUUGUUGAAGACACGGGUGUCCGAUCCCAAGUUCUUGGGGAGCCACAAAAAUCAGACCUUUCGGCUAGCGGCUAGCUGA
Cladocopium goreaui is the source of this 726-nucleotide messenger RNA. The record is from the annotation of a GenBank genome assembly. Lineage: Eukaryota; Dinophyceae; Suessiales; Symbiodiniaceae.